Chlorella variabilis is the source of this 1683-nucleotide messenger RNA. RefSeq lists its product as hypothetical. Gene Ontology annotation, cellular component: cytoplasm. Gene Ontology annotation, biological process: post-transcriptional regulation of gene expression. The record is from RefSeq and is a predicted model, not a curated record. Gene Ontology annotation, molecular function: mRNA binding. The annotation marks the transcript as partial. The transcript has 10 exons. NCBI's taxonomy places the organism in Eukaryota, Viridiplantae, Chlorophyta, Trebouxiophyceae, Chlorellales, Chlorellaceae.
AUGUUUGCAGCAGGCGGCAGGGCUGACGGGGGGCAGCCUGGAGCGCUGAGCAGUCCCAACUGGCGCGACCUGAACCAGAAUGUGGCGGGCCUGCUGGACGAGCUGGACAUACCGCGCGCCAUAUCCGCGCCGCCGCACCUGGAUGACCGCUGGGCCGCACAGCUGACCCAGCUCCACGGCCAGGCCGGGGAUCAGAAGCUGGGUCUGGGGGACAUCCGUCUUGACGAGGACUACGACCGCUUCUACCGCGCCCAGGUGGCCAGCGGCAAGAAGCUGCCGCCGCCGCUGGACAACCCCACGCUGUACAGCGAGCUGCCGCUGCUGGCGCCGCAGCCGGGGCACGGCGGCGGGCUGCCUCCGGGGCUGUCUCCCGAGCUGGCGCACCAGCUGCUGCGCCACCACGCCUCCAGCCCCGCGCCCAACCCGCUGCUGACGGCGGCAGGCAUGGAGGGCAUGGGGGGCCCGCCCAUGGACCGCCCCGGCAGCACGCCCGCGGUGCCGCCCUCGGUGCUGCACGCGCUCAGCCAGCUGGGCGUGGAUCGCUCCUCGCCCUCCCCCCACGCCAUGCUGGCCGCGCAGCACGCGGCCGCCGCGCAGCAGCAGGCCGACGCGCUGAGCAGCCUGCAGGCGCUGGCGCACCACGCGCACGCGCUGGCCGGCGCCACCCCGCCGCCGCAUAUGGGCCACUCGCCCUCGCCGCCGCUGCCCGCGGCCUCGCCCCAGCUCUCGGCCGCGGCCGCCAACGCGGCGGAGAUUCUGGAGAAGCUGGUGGAGCUGAUGAUGGACCCCUUUGGCAACUACCUCAUCCAGAAGCUGCUGGACCGGUGCUCCGAGGAGCAGCGGCUGCAGGUGCUGCGUGCCGUGGCCGACAACGGCGAGCUGGUGAAUGUGGCGCUCAACACGCACGGCACGCGCGCGGUGCAGAAGCUCAUCGAGACGCUGACCUCCCGAGAGCAGGUCCAGCUGGUGAUUGAUGCGCUCAAGCCGGGCGUGGUGAGCCUGAUCCGCGACCUCAACGGAAACCACGUGGUGCAGCGCUGCCUGCAGGUAGGCGCGGCUCCUGUCUCCAACGUGGUGGAGAAGUGCCUCAAGCUGGGGGGCGCGGGCCUGAACGAGCAGCGCGACGCCGUGGUGGCGGAGCUCAUGGUGUCGCCCAACCUGGGCAGACUGCUGCAGGACCCGUAUGCCAACUACGUUAUGCAAAGCGCCCUCACCGUCUCCUCGGGCCAGCUGCACAGCUGCCGCAAAUUUAAAAUUAUGAACCAACCUGUCAUCCUUUAUGCCUUAGAACGGCGCCAAAACGGCGCCAAGAAUGUGUUUCUCACUAAGUCAGAUGUAGAGGGCAUCAUCCGGAUCAAGCAGGGCGACCAGCAGGCGCCCUCAGGCCGGCGGCGGCGGGGUGCGGGAGGGGGGGCGGCAGUGCAGGGCGGCGCCAAGAACUACAGCAAGAAGGUGCUGCAGUUCUUCCAGGUGCUGAAGGGCGCUGGCGGUCAGGACAUCCUGUGCCGCUGCGUCAAGCGCAGCGGAGAGUGGCGGUGGUGCCCCGUGGUGCCGCUCGAGGAGCUGCCCCGAGUGAUCAAGGAGCACCACGAGCGGGCGACUGGCUUCAGCGGUGUGGAGAAGCUGUACACACAUCUGGCCUACAACGCACCCACCGAGCUGGCAGCUGGUGCUGACGGCAAG